AUGUCGAACCGCAAGAAUGUGCUAUAUUUAUUCGACGUAGACGGAACUCUGACCAAACCGCGUCAGGUAAUCACAGAAUCACUAAAAAACUUUUUACUAAAUGAUGUCAAGUCCCAAGCGUCGCUCGGACUCGUGAGCGGGUCCGAUUAUAAGAAAAUUGUGGAGCAAAUGGGAGGAGAACAGGUGACUAAUCAAUUUGAUCAUGUGUUUUGCGAAAACGGCGUAGCACAUUACAGACGAGGCGAGCUAAAGAGCACAGAGAGCAUUCUUAAUUAUGUUGGUGAGCAGAAGUUACAGGCAGUCAUUAAUUUUGCACUGGGAUAUAUGUCAAAGUUAGUUCUCCCGGCCAAGAGAGGGAACUUUGUAGAGUUCCGUUCCAGUAUGAUCAACCUGUGCCCUGUGGGCCGCUCCUGCAGCCAGUCUGAACGAGAUGAAUUUUCAUUAUAUGAUAAGGAACACAAAAUAAGAGAAAAAUUUGUGGAGACUCUGAGGAAUGAAUUUAAGGACUAUGAACUGAGUUUUGCACUCGGCGGGCAGAUCAGUGUAGAUGUAUUCCCCAAAGGCUGGGACAAAACAUAUUGUUUGAGGCAUGUUUCUGAUUUCAACUAUGAUGAAAUCCACUUCUUUGGUGAUAAGACCAUGGCAGGAGGUAAUGAUUAUGAGAUAUAUCAUGAUCCCAGAACUAUUGGGUACACAGUAACAUCCCCUGAUGAUACUAAAGAAAAAUUGAAACAAAUUCUAAACAUUGCAUAAUGUGUCAUCACCCCAUACACCGAGACAAAUGCUGUGCAUAUAUGUAUAUGAGUGCUAUAUAUUAUUAAUAUAAAAUGAAUUAUAUAUGUAUAAUAAAUUGUAAUUCUAAAACAUAUAA
Molecule: messenger RNA, 871 nt
Organism: Galleria mellonella (greater wax moth)
Lineage: Eukaryota; Metazoa; Arthropoda; Insecta; Lepidoptera; Pyralidae
Gene: Pmm2
Exons: 1
Coding region: 1-753 (250 amino acids)
Biological process (GO): mannose metabolic process; protein N-linked glycosylation; GDP-mannose biosynthetic process
Cellular component (GO): cytosol
Molecular function (GO): phosphomannomutase activity
Source: RefSeq, a predicted model, not a curated record